AUGAAGCUGUUUCUCCUGCUUCUUGCCGUAUUUGUGGCAACAGAACUGGUGAUAUCAGGCAAAAGUCCUGUCCUUCAUUGCCUGAGUAACAGAGGUUUCUGUAGGUCUUCCUGCAAAAAGGAUGAACAGCCCUACUUCUACUGCAGAAAUUUUCAGACGUGCUGCCUCCAGUCCUACGUGAGGAUCAGCCUUACCGGCAUCGAUGAGGACACCAACUGGUCGUAUGACAAACACUGGCCAAAAAUACCGUGA
This is a messenger RNA of Cricetulus griseus (Chinese hamster), 252 nucleotides long. Lineage: Eukaryota; Metazoa; Chordata; Mammalia; Rodentia; Cricetidae. The record is from RefSeq and is a predicted model, not a curated record.